Molecule: messenger RNA, 8544 nt
Organism: Xyrichtys novacula (pearly razorfish)
Lineage: Eukaryota; Metazoa; Chordata; Actinopteri; Labriformes; Labridae
Source: the annotation of a GenBank genome assembly
GUAGCGACGCACGUGUUACUGUAGCGAGGUAGCGAGAUGGCUGAGGACAGGCUACAAUUUCACGAAAUGGGCUUAGACGACCGUCUAUUAAAGGUAAUUUCAUCAGAAUAUUUUGUAUAAAUUAAAAACAAACGUUAUCGCAAACUUCGUAGCAGGAUUUAGAGAAAAUAAACGGCGUUAAAGUGAAGCAAACUCGAAAUAAACAGACAUGGUCACAGCUGUAUUAGCUCGUCAGUACUGUGUAUUUGGGAAAAGUAACUCACAUCAGUAUUUAAGUGAAUAAAGACGUGUUCUAUAUGACCUAAUUUGGUUUCAGACUGGUGUGUAAUGUAGUAGUUUUAAAGUUUUGCAUCAACAUUGUCAAGAUGAUUUACAAACAUUAAGUAGGGGAGAGUGGGGUAAGUUGAGCCACCCCCUUAUGCUUGGAAAUGGUCAACGAAAUUGAUCAUGUGAUCAAAUAUUUAAGAGAUGAGCAUCAAUUCAUGGAGUCUGUGAAGGUUAGAAGCACAUGGGUGAAGGGGUUAGACAUUUAUUUACAAAAAAAACAAAACAUUUUCCACUCUUGAAAGUGAAUUUAGUCUGUCAUAAGUUUUAUCAGAAUUGUGUUCAGACCAAAAAAGAUCAUUUUAAAUUUGUUUUAUACAUCGAUUGUGGUAUCUAUGAGCUACAACAUGAGGUCAAAGACCUAACAUAAAAAUCCACCAUUUUAGCUUGGAGGACUAAUAAAGUCAUCAUAGUAGUUCAGGGGUACCUGAGAAAGUAAAGGAGUCUGAUGAGAGGAUCAGAGUUUCAGUCCAGAUUGUUGAAAUGUUUUUACUUUGUCUUUUCAAAAAUACAGCUGUGAAUGUUCUGAAUCACUUAAAAACAUUCUCAUGUUAAAAUGUCUUUAUACAAAACAGCUUUUUAGCAGUUAUAUGCAGUAAUAAUAAAAAGAAAUAUUGUACCAGUUGAAUAGUGUAUACUAGAUAAAAAUACACAUGGAUGUGAAAAAGUGACUGUUAUUUUAUAUGAAGGUGAGAGGGGGACUCUGGUGUUUGGACUGGGGGGGGGGUUAGUAGGGAUAGUAGGGCUACGGCUCAACUUACCCCGCUCCUAUGGUCAACUUACCCCAUACACAGAGUAAGUAGAUGAUAGGAGACCACUUUUUUUGGCCUGCUAUAUUAUCAAGACAGUUAUGUUUACACUCAUUCUGUUGUUUGCAGGGAUGAACAACAUCUUGAAAUAUCUGCAGAUAAACUAGUUAGAGACAAAACUAUGAUUGACUUGAUGUAGUGAUCUGAAAUAUGAAAAAUGGCUCAUCUUACACCACUCUCCCCUACUGUGUAUUUGAGAAAAGUACCUCACAUCAGUCUUUAAGUGAAGAAAGGUGUUCUAAAUGACUUAACUUUGGUUUCUGAUUGGUGUGUAAUGUAGUAAUUUUUAAGUUUUGCAUCAGCAUUGUCAAAUCUUACUAUUAAACCAGACUAACUAAUGAUUAAAAUCUUAAAUCUAUUAUAUUUUUAUAUACCCAAACAUGUCGCUUUCUAAUUGUUGUUAUUAUGUUGUAGGCAGUUGCAGACCUGGGUUGGUCCCAGCCCACCCUGAUCCAGGAGAAAGCCAUCCCUUUGGCUCUGGAGGGGAAAGACCUCCUGGCUCGAGCCCGAACCGGAUCAGGAAAGACAGCUGCUUAUGCUGUACCUGUCAUUCAGAGGAUCCUGACCUCCAAACAGGUGAGGAGGAGUCAGUAGUUUAGUUAGUGGACCCAGAAGACCAGUUUUUGGAGUCUGAAAUGUCCCAUUCUUGCCUGGUAGAGGAUUUCAGCUGCUCAACAGUUCAGGGUGUCCUUUGUCUGGUUUUUGGUGUCAUGAUGCUGUAACUGUUUUCAAUGGGGGACAAGUCAGGCCAGUUUCUCAGCAGGACUCUUCUACUACAGAGCCAUGCUGUUGUAAUCCCUGUUGUCAGAAUGUGGUUUGUCAUUGUCUUGCUGAAAUAUGAAAGUCUUCCCUGAAAAAGUCUUUGUAUGGAUGGCAGCAGAUGUUGCUGCUAAACGUGAAGAUGUUACUUAACAUUAAUGAUGUCUAAAGGCUAAAACAUACAGGAUACAUAUUUGGAGCGUGGCAGCAGCGUCAUGUAUCACGCAGCAAAUAGGUUUCCAUUCUGAUCAAUGCUGCAAAGCAUACAGGACGCGUAUCAGCUCCACCGCAGCAUUGUAUCAAGAGCAACACUGCUAAAGAUACGCGGCAAGUCUAUUUUUGCUGCUCUACGCUUCCAAUGUGCAUCAAUCCAGAGAAACACAGAGAAAAUCGUUCUAGAUAGGAAGUCAAGCACAAAAACCGCACAUGUCAUCCAGUAUUCCAAAAUAAAUCACUAUAUGCAAACUCCAGACUGUGUAUCAGUUCGCGUAGAUGAGAAAUACUUUCUGGUUCUGGAUUUAUCAGUAACACAGAACAAUCCGAUUGUCAAUCCCUGAUUCAUGAGGACCCCAACAGGACUUUGAACUGCUAACUCUGUCUGAAGGUAACAGCACAGCAUAAAGGAACAUAGUUUAGUUUAUUAAACAUGAGUAACCCUGCAAAAACCCAAACUGUAAAGGAAGGAAAAGGAAAAACAAUCUGUUGUGAACAUGUUGUUUCCUCUAUACUGAGCCCAGCUGACCGGGGCUGAACUACGCUGCUGCUACGCUCCAAAUACACUGAUCCUGUAUGAGAUACCAAAUGCUGCUCUAUGGAGCAAAUACGGAACGCACUCAAUACGGAUCCUGUAUGUUUUUGGCUGAAGUUGGCAUCCAUGAUUUCCAAAAAGAAUUUCCAAUUUUAACCCAAGUUAAGAGAAGUCUCCGGUGUUUCUGGGUCCUGUCUUUAUCUGGUCUCCUCUUUCAUGGUCCUGUAUAAACCUCAUUUGUGGAUGCAGUUAUGAACUGUGUUUCCAGUCAAUGGUUUUUAAAGUGAUUCUGAGUCCAUGGGGUGAUUUCCACUUUAGAGCCCUGUCUGUUUUCAAUGCCCUGAAGAUCAGGACCAUCCAGUCUUGAUUUUGGUAAUUGUCUCUUUAGUACAGAGAUUUCUCCAGAUCCUCUGAAUCUUUGAAUGAUAUUAUGCACUGUAGAUAUUAAUGAAAUCCACUCAGGAACUUUAUUCUGAAACUGUUGAACUGUUAGCUCACGCAGUUUCUCACAGAGUCCUGAACCUCUUCUAUCUUUCCUCCUAAAGAGACUCAGCCUCUCCAAGUUUUCUUUAUUUGAAACAUCAAAUUUACAAAUAAAAUUACAGUAUAAUUUUCCAUCUUUCCUUUGUGAUCAUUUGUUGUUUUUGAUGUUAUUGUUUUCAGAGUGUUCGUGAGCAGGAUGUACGGGCUCUGGUUCUGGUACCGACCAAAGAGUUGGGUCAGCAGGUCCAGACGAUGAUCAAACAACUGACGGCAUUUUGCUCCAGGGACGUCAGAGUUGCUGACAUCUCUGGGAAAGCUGACCUGUCAGCUCAGAGGUUGGUCUUUUUUACAUUUAAAUCACUAAAAACACUUAUGUAUACAAACUGUUAUUCUACAUCAGCAGAGUGUACAAAGUUUGAUUAUUACUGGUGUUUUUGGUUGUGUCUGAACAGGCCAAUCUUAAUGGAGAAGCCUGACGUUGUCGUAGGGACGCCGUCUCGUGUGCUGGCUCACCUGAACGCUCAGAACCUUUCCCUGCACUCCUCUCUGGAGAUGCUGGUGGUUGAUGAAGCCGACCUGCUUUUCUCUUUUGGCUUUGAGGCGGAUCUGAAGAACCUGUUAUGGUGAGAAAUCAUACGUCACUUAUUUUAUUUAACCUGUGUGAUACAUAUCUUUAUACUCUCUAUCUUUGGUUAAAUGUCAGGCUGUUUGUUGAAAGUUAAAAACUGACUGGUUGUGAUACAAGGUUGGUGCUUGAUGAUGGAUAGACUUUUAUUUUGAUUUUUCUUUCUAAUUGGGCAAAGAAAAAUCUUGUAAUUUCAUCAGUUUCUUUUCCUCCUUUAACUAACUUUCUGUGUUGUGUGUCUGCAGUCAUCUGCCGAAGAUCUACCAGUCGUUCCUGAUGUCUGCCACUCUCACUGAGGAUGUUCAGGCUUUGAAGGAGCUGCUGCUUCACAAUCCUGUAACGUCACAUAUAUGUUUGUAAUCUUGGGAAAAUUCUCAGUGUUUAAAAAGUUUCAGCCAUAGAGGAAAAAUUUCAUUAAUGUCAAAGCGUGUGUUUGUUCUCUCAGGUGAUCCUGAAGCUGCAAGGCUCUCAGCUGCCUGACAGCAGCCAGCUGCAGCAGUACAGCAUCAGAUGUGAGGAGGAGGACAAGUUCCUGCUGAUCUACACGCUGCUCAGGCUGCGGCUGGUUCAGGGGAAGACACUGGUGUUUGUGGGAGCUGUGGAGAGGAGCUACAGACUUAAACUGUUUCUGGAACAGUUUGGAAUUCCUGCCUGUGUGCUCAACUCAGAACUACCUGUUCAGUCAAGGUAAAACCAUGUUCUAAUAUGUAGGUGUUCAUUUAAUAGAAGAAAACACUAAAUAAAUCAGUGUCCCUACACCACCUGUAAAAUUACAGCUUCAAGGAAUCAACUCAGGGAUAUAAGAUGAUGAAGAAAGUUGUAAACAUGAACAUAAAUAUUACCCUGCGCUCUGACACAGACAGCCAAAUAUUUAAGAAUUCACAUUUAGAUUUUUUGGCCCUGUUCUUUUAUGUUUAACACGGCUUGUGUUUCCUGCAGGUGUCACAUCAUCACUCAGUUCAAUCAGGGAUUUUACGACUACAUCAUCGCCACAGACGAGCAGAGUUUGGUGGACCCGACGUCAGCUCGACAGACGACUGCAGGAAAGGGGAAAAGGAAGAAGAGCUCAGAGAAAGGAGCGGGAAAGUGAGUCAGAUGAAGUUUUUACAGAGAGUUUGAUCUCAUGUCUGUCUGGAUUUUGUGAAUGUAGGUGAUAUUAAUGCCUGAAUGAUGUUUUUAAAGGAGUAAAGAUAAAGAGUACGGAGUCUCCAGAGGGGUGGACUUCCAGAAUGUUUCAAAUGUCGUCAACUUUGAUUUUCCCAUGACUGUAGAGUCCUACAUCCAUCGAGUCGGGAGGUUAGUGUUUUUUUCUUUUGUUUUAAGUUCACUCAAACUUUUAUAAAACUUUUUAAUCAGUUAUUUUAUCAGGGCAGAAAGAGAAGAUCUCACAAUAGCAGGUUUAUUACAUUUACACGAAGCCUGGAAAUCAUUUCUCUGUCAUUGUAGGACGGCGAGAGCAGAUAACCCCGGCACUGCACUGUCCUUUAUCGCCCACACUGAGCUUGACUUACUCUCUGAGGUGGAGGAGGCUCUCAUCGGAGGUGAGAUCAGUUUAUCUUCCCACACUUUAAGUCUCAGUUGUAUGAGCUAAACCAGGUUUAAAACUGUUUCUAUGACUGUAACAAGGAGGUCAUAUUCACUGAAGCUAAAGAAAGAGGCCAGUGUUUUGACCUCUGCUUAGUUUUACUGCCUUUUUGUCUUUGUCUGCCAUGUUUUUACAUCUAUGAUUCUAUAUUUUGUUUUAAUAUGAAACAUUUUUCUGCUCAGAGAAUUCAGAAUCAGCGUUGAAACCGUACCAGUUUAAGAUGGAGGAGAUCGAAGGCUUCAGGUACAGGUGCAGGGUGAGUGUCCUCGUCCGUGUCCUCACUUUGAUGAAGUCGCUCUGCUUCAGAUACGACUUCGCUGACUGUUAUAACAUUGUCAUGGAGAUUGCUGCUUGGUCUGUUUGAAGGAUGCGAUGCGUUCAGUAACCAAGCAGGCAGUGAGAGAGGCCAGACUGAAGGAGAUCAAGCAGGAGCUGCUCAACUCAGAAAAACUAAAGGUCAGUUUUUACACUUUUCUACCAGGAGAUUAGUGAAGCUGUGCACUUUCCACAGAGGUGAGGGCUCAUGACAGCAGCCAGUGUUAAAAUUCCUCCUGAAGAAUUGGUCUACUUUGGUUUUAAGACCCUGAACAUUCUUAUAAAACUCUGAUAAUCAAUUCAGUUGAGUUUUUCUGCUUUCAUUCAGACAUAUUUCGAUGAUAACCCCAGAGAUCUUCAGCUGCUCAGACACGACAAAGACCUCCAUCCUGCUGUGGUCAAACCUCACCUGAAGAACGUACCAGAGUACCUCAGUAAGACAUAUGAUGAUGCAUCGACACAGCUGGAGAUCAAAUUCAGGAGUAAGAGACCCGUUAUUUGUCUUUCUUCUCUCUUUCAGUUCCAGAGACUCUGAAGGGAACAGUGAACCCUCUGCUGGGCCGGAGGAAGAAGAGGAGUGAAAAACUGAAACCAGGCGGAGUGAUGAAGAGCAGUUUCAAGGUGAGACUCAGGAAAACUUCAUGCUGGUUUUCAUCCAUUCAAAAUAAUGAAAAUGGGGACAGGCUGUUGUCAGAAGAAGUGUCUCUGAGUUUCAUAUAACUUGAUCUCUUCUAGAAAAACAUCAGAGGAAAGAACCCCCUGAGGAGUUUCAGGUACAGUGGAGGGAGGAACAGGGACAAGAAAGGUAAAAAAGCAGAGUCGUAGCUGCUGGAUCUUCAACGUGUGCUGAGACUGUCUUCAGGAGGACAGUUUUGAUUUCCAUUAAAUGGUCCAAACAGGAAACUAUGAACCCUGUGGCCUCUGGAUUAAACGGCCGGUGAAGCUAAAUGGACCAUGGAUGAAAUGGAGUGUAAAGACGGACUCAUGUGAACUUUGAAUCACAGGAAAUCCAAGAAAAAGCAGUUUGAAAUCCCAACAUGUCUUACUUAGUGGAAGCUUUGAAGGCAAAUAAGUAUCUGUAGUAACUAGUAUACACCAGUGAUGUAUGUCCUGGAAAUAUAUCUUUAUUAAAACAAAAUGAUUGCCUUGAAAAAUGAGUGUUUUCAGUUAACUUUGGAAGAAACUUUUAAGCUCCUUUUCUUUGCUUUUUUAAUCUUUCAAGAAUGUUGUCAAGUUAUCUUGUGAUUCUAGUUCCUAAAGGUAAAAUUAGCUCAUCGGGACCAAAAAUGAAUCAUAGUCAAACUUUAUUUAGAAAACAACUUCAUUUAAUCAAUGCAUUCAGCUGAACAUACAGAUCAGUUUAACUCAGGCCAACAACCUGCAGUAAAACCUACAAAAAUCAUCCAUACAUAUGAACUGUGAUGUAUUUUUUUUAUCAUACUCUCAAUGUGAUCCUUUUCUACAUAAAACUUAUUUGAAUUUUUCAAGUCUCUGCUCAGCAGAAACUUUAUUACUCUUUAGAAAUGCUCUGAAUCAAAUCUCUUGUUAAUGAAAUGAAGGAUAGGUGUUUUGAUAUAGGUGAUCUGAUAUCUUGUAACCUGCUCAGGGUUUGAAUGUUUAAAAGGUACAUUAAGUUUUGGGAUCUCUAUGCUGGUUGUAAGUUUGGCUUCACUUUCACUACUUGCAUGUAGCUUACAGGCUCAGAUUGUUAUGCCAAAAACUUGGGUGUUUGAUUAUUUUCUUUGAAACCUGAAACUAUCAACAACUAUUUUAUUGCUCCUCACAACCACUGGACACUGUGGCAAAAGCAGUGACUACACUCCAUAGAAGUCACCAAGUAAACUGGCCUAUCACUACCAGGACUGGUUCUGUUGGGUUAUUAAAAUGAUGUGAUUCUACUUAAUUCUGAUUGGUCAAAACAUAGCAAAAACAGCAAUUAAGUCUACCCAGGCAUUCGUUCCUCACGCAGAGUGGGGAAACUAUUAUAUCUCUGUAAUCAUGUCCAAAUUGACUGCUUUAAAUCGUAGCGUGUUGCAUUUAAGUGACAUGUUUAUCUGGCCGCAAGUAUGUUGAUAAGAUUCUCUUACCAACCAAUGGAUCUGAUCUCGUUAUUUUUUUUAAGCUGUAUAAAUAAAAUCAUCCUCAACUAGAAAAGCACUCGGAGAGCGCAGACCUCCACCAAGCAGCUCAUGUCCCCCCUUAUAUUGUGAUUCACACCAAAACUUUUACUGUUCCGUGUCUUUUAUUAACUUUUAUUUGUGUUUAAACUGGUAUGUUCACUGUUCAUAAUGUUCCUAAAACAACAAAGCUCAUAUUAGAUACAUAAAUGAUGAUUUAUUACGCAAUAUUUGUAAGCGUACACUUCCUUGUAUCUUCACUGGUUAUCUUUCCAUUUUCAUUUUCUACCGCUUAUUCCCGUUCCCGGGGUCACGGGGGGGCCAGAGCCUAUCCCAGCAUCUUCGGGCAAAGGCAGGAGACACCCUGGACAAGUCGCCAGUUUGUCGCAGGGAUGACAUAUAGAGAUGGAGAUGAACACCCAUCCACUCUAACGUUCACACCUAUGGGCAAUUUGGAAGCGGCCAAUUAACCUAACCCCACUUAGGCAUGUUUUUGGGAUGUGGGAGGAAACCAGAGUAAACCCACACAGACACAGGGAGAACAUGUAAACUCCACACAGAAAUGCCCUGACCUGGAUUCGAACCCAGGACCUUCUUGCUGUGAGGUGACAGUGCUAACCACUACACCACUGUGUCACCCAUCUACACCACUGUGUGGUUAUCUUUUAGCAUUGAAAAUUUUAACGAUACCCUUAUUUUUGUGUGUUCUGGAUCACAGUAUCCAGAGUUUUGUCUUGAUCAGGAUCAACCUUUGACACCUCAUAAAACUCAUUGAGAUC